Messenger RNA from Drechmeria coniospora, 3114 nucleotides. RefSeq lists its product as uncharacterized. NCBI's taxonomy places the organism in Eukaryota, Fungi, Ascomycota, Sordariomycetes, Hypocreales, Ophiocordycipitaceae. The transcript is spliced from 3 exons. The coding region runs from base 1 to 3114 and encodes 1037 amino acids. The record is from RefSeq and is a predicted model, not a curated record.
AUGGACGCUUCUGGGGCCACGACCAUGGCGAACAGCACCUGCAAAUCGCCAAUCGCCGCCGCGGCCACCGACGCUACUGACUCGUCACCCAGAUCCCGACCUCGACUGCUCUCUCUCCGUCUUCCUCAUCCUCAUCCUCGCAUCACCGAGCCCCUCGACGCCAGCGAUGCCGACGACGGCGACGAAUUUUUCCACCACGCACCCGUCCUGUCCUCGACCACUCCCUCGCUGAAGCAUAGCCCGCUCGAGGGGCCGCCAGCCCGUCCCGACCAGUGCAGGUCCCCGUCGGCAACCUCAUCCUCGCCUCCCCAUCUCCCCCCAAAUCAUCCGAGCCUGACCCCCCAGCCAUCAUCUCGGGCCCCCUCCUCGGCCGCCCUGCCCAAUCCUGUGUCGCGUUACGCUCCAUCGGCACCGGCCAGCCCUUUGGCUGCCGACGGUGAGCAGAAUCAACCCACGGGCGAGGACGAAAACUACCAUCAGCACCGCAUCAGCGCCGGCACGAGGAAGCUUGUUCGCGAACGGCAGCAUCCUCCCUCGUCGCCCGCGGCUAGGCCGUCACCGCCCCGAUCAAGCCCUUCGCACGAGGAGAAGGCCUCGACGGUGCGCGUUCCACCCGCAGCCGCCGAGACCGUGACCGCUGCUUCGGCAACCUCGCUCACCUCUGUCCAUCCUCGUCCAUGCCAUCCGAAGCGUCCUUCGUCCUGCCCCGAGGCCCAUCGUAGCCGCCACGACGCCGCCACCGCCCAGUCACCUUCGAAGGCGAGGACCGACGCGUCGACGACGUGCCCGGUAGCUCGCAGGGCACCCGCUUCUCGCAGUGCCAACGGUAUAUCGACCGUCGGUGGGCCUCCGUCGUCGCUGAGCACCCAGCGUCGCCGGUCCGGGGAGCGCAUCCUCGCUGGCACCGCUCAGGCACCUCGCCCUACGCCGACUGCCGACGGCGUCGACCUCCACGGCCGGCGAGAAUUGCUUCUUCCGCAGCGCCUGUCCCACCAGUCUAGCUCCUCGGAUGACAACUCGCCCCAGCUGGGUGCCUCCACCCCCGUCCGCGUCCCGCCCAUUCGAACAUUUCGCGCCUCUAGCUCUCGCAAGAGCCUCGUUCUGGACGCGAACUUGAAAUCACCCCCGCCCUACGACCCCGCCGAGUGUCCUGUGGGGAUGGCGCACGAGAGUACGCUACGUGCCCUCGAGGGAAGGAUGGAUGACACUCUUCGCAAUGGAGCCAUUGGCGGCGCGGAAGAUUCUGGCGACCUCUUCCUGCGCAUCGCCAAAGAGCAAUCCAACCGCCGCGGGGCCGACGAUGGCGCGCGAGCCGAUGUCCCGAGGCCUGUGUCUCGAGCGAGUCGCUUCACCCAUCGACGCCCGCUUUCCACCGUUGUUGCUUCCUAUCACACCACAUCCCCGCCGCGCGUGGCUCGUCGAUUGUCCGAUCACCACGAGCGACCUCGGUUGCAGGAUCUCCACGACGAACGGCUGAGUGGCACUGUACGUACCACGCCGUUUCGAUCCCACCUCACCGAUGAUGGCGCCCGAGCGAGAGCCCCAGGCUCCGCCCUGCGUCCGUCUCCGCUCGCUCCCCGGCCCCUCGUUUCCUCCCAGGAGACCAGUCCCGAAGGCUCCACCUACGCGCGCAGGCGUGCGUCGAUAACGGAGAACAACUCUGGUGCGGCGGGUCGAUCGUCGACCUUCCACAGGGCAUCCACGUUGGGGCCAACCCAAAGGGGGGCGUACGGCUCCCCGUUGGUUCGUUCCAUCGACUUCAAAAACCAGCCCAUCUCCGAGCUUGCCCGCGGUGGCAUCGCGGGAACGGAAUCCACCGAAUCGACGACGGCGCCGUCUACCGUCUGGGACGAGUUGGACGACAUCAAGUCCAGAAUCCACCGCCUCGAGCUCACCGGCAAGCUCCCCUCCACGUCCGGCGCCGCCAUUGCAAGUCAUUCGGACGAAAGACCGCCGACGGCGACAACUACCGUCACCACCAUGUCGCUCUCCCCGAAGCGGCCCGGAGCCCGUCAAGCGCCGGAGACCGUGAGCACGACAUCCCCGCAAAAGGAGGCUCAUCCUCUUCUCGUCGCGGCCCUCGUCAGAUCGAGGCACUUCAUGAGCCCCGAGGCGUAUGAGGCCUUGGAAUCAGCGGCCAACGACGCGAUCGGCCUUUCGGCAAUGCUGGGAACUCCCGCCCAAUCCGGACUCAUCUCGAGCGGAGCGAGCACGGUUGCCGCCGGAAACGUGACCGAUCGGCAGCUUCGCAGAAAGGCCGACAGCGUGUGCCGCAGCCUCACGGAGCUGUGCAUCGCGCUUGGUGACGGAGCCGUCGCCGCACCCCUCUCUCAGGCGGACGGACCUGCAACGCCGGCGGCACCGAAGUCGUACUCGGGCCUACCAGCGACGCUUCGAGCAGACCAGGGCCUGCCCAGGACGAACGGCAGCCCCAGGACUCUCUCGAGGUUUGAGGAGCGAAGGAGCCAUCUCUUGAACGGCACGGCGACUGCGACACCACGCACCGGCGGCUCGAACGUAUCCACACCCACCAGCUCGAACAUCGGCCGCAGGCCAUCGUUGCUGGUGGCACGAACCCGUCGGGCGGGCACGGAAGAUCCGGACGAGGACAGAAGCUCUUCCCUUCUGCGGAGCCGUCGUGCCGGGACGGACGAGGUCGAGGACGGUCGGAAGACGUCACUCCUCGUUCGCAAUCGUAGGGGAACGGUUGGUGGGGAGAUGGAGGAGUUGCAGUUUCGUUCCCCCUCUCGCGCAACGACCGAGGUCAAUGCGCAGCGCGGACAGGUCCGUGACGGCAGCCAAGAAACGCAAGCGUUGAAUUCGGGCGCGAGGCCGCGACUCGCCACCACGAGCCCUCGCGCUUCCCGUCUUGCCAUUCCCAGCGGAUCGAGCCCCGCACCCCCGCGACGAUACCUCGACCGCGUCGUGCCAGAUCAUCUCGCCACGACCAGCAGGCAAGCUGGGGACUAUUCGUCGAGACCGCCGCCGACGAGUCAAGGCAUGUCUCACGCGAGGGCCAGCAGCCUAAGCACGCGAAGGAAGCGGGAGAGCAUGAUCCCUGCCAUCCCAGCCAGCGUCUCGAGCGGCGUCUACAGAUGCCGCAUCGAUCAAUGA